CUGAGGCGGUGGAGUUGAGCGGGAGGAGAGGCUCCACGUGCAAGCUGCUAUUCCUCCCAUCUCCUGCCAUCGGGCAAAAGCACACGCGGAAUGUUCCUGUUCUCUGUCACCCAGUUACUUCCUGCCUUGUGACCACACACCCCGGCUUGGGCUUGACAGGGCUGCUCUGCAGAACUGAAGGACUGGCGUCCCUGACUACACAGCAGCACCACCAAGGACAGUUUCUCUACAAGGUCUGUCACCUAAGCAGUCAGAAUGGCCAGAGGAUCAGUGUCUGAUGAGGAGAUGAUGGAACUCAGAGAGGCCUUUGCCAAAGUCGACACCGACGGCAAUGGAUACAUCAGCUGCAAUGAGCUGAAUGACUUGUUCAAGGCCGCCUGCCUGCCUCUGCCUGGGUAUCGCGUGAGAGAGAUCACAGAAAACCUGAUGGCCACGGGAGACCUAGACCAAGAUGGAAAGAUCAGCUUUGAUGAGUUUAUCAAGGUCUUCCAUGGCCUGAAAAGUACCGAGGUUGCCAAGACCUUCCGGAAAGCUAUCAACAAAAAGGAAGGGAUCUGCGCGAUUGGCGGCACCUCCGAGCAGUCCAGCGUUGGCACCCAGCAUUCCUACUCGGAGGAAGAAAAGUAUGCCUUCGUCAACUGGAUAAACAAAGCCCUGGAGAAUGACCCCGACUGCCGGCAUGUCAUCCCCAUGAACCCCAACACCAAUGAUCUCUUCAACGCUGUAGGGGAUGGCAUAGUUCUUUGUAAAAUGAUCAACCUGUCAGUGCCAGACACGAUCGAUGAGAGAACAAUCAACAAAAAGAAACUCACACCCUUCACCAUUCAGGAAAACUUGAACUUGGCUCUGAACUCUGCCUCGGCCAUUGGGUGCCAUGUGGUUAAUAUAGGAGCUGAAGAUCUGAAGGAGGGGAAGCCUUAUUUGGUCCUGGGACUUUUGUGGCAAGUCAUUAAGAUUGGGUUGUUUGCUGACAUCGAACUCAGCAGAAAUGAAGCUCUGAUUGCCCUUCUGAGGGAAGGAGAGAGCCUAGAGGACUUGAUGAAGCUGUCUCCCGAAGACCUGCUGCUGCGGUGGGCCAACUACCACCUGGAAAAUGCAGGUUGUACCAAAAUUGCCAACUUCAGCACUGACAUCAAGGACUCGAAAGCGUAUUACCACCUGCUUGAGCAGGUGGCUCCCAAAGGAGACGAAGAAGGAAUCCCCGCUGUCGUGAUUGACAUGUCAGGGCUGAGGGAGAAGGAAGACAUCCAGAGGGCGGAGUGCAUGCUGCAGCAGGCGGAGAGGCUGGGCUGCCGGCAGUUUGUCACAGCCACCGAUGUUGUCCGAGGGAACCCCAAGUUGAACCUGGCUUUCAUUGCCAACCUCUUUAACAAAUACCCUGCCUUGCACAAACCAGAGAACCAGGACAUUGACUGGGGGGCUCUGGAAGGUGAGACGAGGGAAGAGCGGACGUUCAGGAACUGGAUGAACUCCUUGGGAGUCAACCCUCGAGUCAAUCAUCUGUACAGUGACGUAUCGGAUGCUCUGGUCAUCUUCCAGCUCUAUGAAAAGAUCAAAGUCCCUGUUGACUGGAACAGAGUAAACAAGCCUCCUUACCCCAAGCUGGGGGGUAAUAUGAAGAAGCUUGAGAACUGUAAUUACGCCGUGGAGCUGGGGAAGAAUCAGGCUAAGUUCUCCCUUGUUGGCAUCGCAGGACAAGAUCUCAAUGAAGGAAACCACACUCUCACGCUGGCGUUGAUGUGGCAGCUCAUGAGAAGGUACACACUGAAUAUGCUGGAAGACAUCGGUGACGGCCAGAAGGUCAACGAUGACAUUAUUGUCAACUGGGUGAAUGAAACACUGAAGGAGGCACAGAAAAGCUCGUCCAUCACUAGCUUCAAGGACCCCAAAAUCAGUACCAGCCUUCCAGUUCUGGAUCUCAUUGAUGCCAUUCAACCGGGCUCCAUAAACUACGACCUUCUAAAGACAGAAAACCUGGACGAUGAAGAGAAACUCAACAAUGCAAAGUAUGCCAUCUCCAUGGCCCGAAAAAUUGGAGCAAGAGUAUAUGCCCUUCCAGAAGACCUGGUUGAAGUGAACCCCAAAAUGGUCAUGACGGUGUUUGCCUGCCUCAUGGGGAAAGGGAUGAAGAGGGUGUAAGGCCCAGGGGAGCAAGCCAGAAGGUGACACAGUCAUCCCUGAAGGUCAGCACAGGGUGCUCCCAGGAUACAGAGAACUGUUCAAGCCAUUCCAAAGUCCUGAACCUUAGAGACAUUAUAUGAGAUUCCAGAAAGUGCGUAUUUGUUCGGCCAAGUAGCUUCUACUGUCUUUAGCAAUACAUGCUUCUCUCUUUUGUUUUUUUUUUCCCCAGAAGAUCCGUUGUCCUACAGAUUUUUUUUCUUCUUUGAAAUUCUACCAGAAAAAAAAAAGCUAAAGAGAAGUUAUUUCCAAAUGCCUUCCCUGAUUUCACUGGUAAUCAAGGGUAAAACCACAGUGUUUCUGUCGCUUGAUCUUUCAAACCAGUUUUAUCUAGCUGCUUUUUUCCUUGUGUGGUGUGAGGACCCCGAGGAGAUCAUCAACCUUGCCUUAAAUAAAGCCUGUUGCUGGAGGCCAA
Messenger RNA from Arvicola amphibius (Eurasian water vole), 2593 nucleotides. RefSeq names its product lymphocyte cytosolic protein 1 (gene Lcp1). The record is from RefSeq and is a predicted model, not a curated record. Bases 256 to 2139 code for a protein of 627 amino acids. Gene Ontology annotation, cellular component: actin filament bundle; cytoplasm; actin filament. Gene Ontology annotation, molecular function: calcium ion binding; actin filament binding. Lineage: Eukaryota; Metazoa; Chordata; Mammalia; Rodentia; Cricetidae. The transcript has 18 exons. Gene Ontology annotation, biological process: actin filament network formation; actin filament bundle assembly.